GUUACUUAUUGGUCUGUGGUAUAUGUUGUCAACUCUAUGAUUGAGGCCAAACUUUCUGGAAUCUUGUGAAUUUAGCUGAAAAAGUUACCAAUUUGAAUUUAUAGUGCAUCUAUAUUGUGUCAUCAUGUUCAAAAAGUUCGAUGAGAAGGAGAGCAUCUCAGGAGUUCAACAGCUGAAGUCCUCCGUGCAGAAGGGAAUCCGCUCUCGCCUUCUUGAACUAUACCCACACUUGGAGAACCACAUCGACCAGGUGCUGCCGAAGAAGGACACCUUUCGGAUUGUGAAAUGUCACGAUCACAUCGAAAUCAUGGUGAACAGUGCUGGCGAGCUGUUGUUCUUUCGCCACCGCGAGGGACCAUGGAUGCCCACUUUGAGGCUUCUGCACAAAUACCCCUUCUUCCUUCCAAUGGAACAAGUUGACAAAGGGGCAAUUCGCUUCGUUCUCAGUGGGGCCAACAUUAUGUGCCCCGGUCUGACGUCACCAGGGGCAAGGAUGUCACAAGUUGACAAGGGGAGUGUUGUAGCUGUGAUGGCUGAAGGGAAACAGCAUGCACUCGCCGUGGGCAUCACGUCUCUUUCUACCAACGACAUCGCCAAAGUGAACAAGGGUGUAGGAAUAGAAAACUGCCACUACUUGAACGACGGCCUGUGGCAGAUGAAACCUGUGAAAUGAAGAGUUACGUUUAAUGCCUAAAGUUAUUAUAAGUUUCUUUUUUAAUUUAAUAAUGUAAAGUGAUUAAAAGGGCUCUUUCCUUUCUGAGA
Molecule: messenger RNA, 762 nt
Organism: Pararge aegeria (speckled wood butterfly)
Lineage: Eukaryota; Metazoa; Arthropoda; Insecta; Lepidoptera; Nymphalidae
Gene: MCTS1
Product: malignant T-cell-amplified sequence 1 homolog
Exons: 5
Coding region: 125-673 (182 amino acids)
Biological process (GO): formation of translation preinitiation complex
Molecular function (GO): RNA binding
Source: RefSeq, a predicted model, not a curated record